Molecule: messenger RNA, 741 nt
Organism: Ostreobium quekettii
Lineage: Eukaryota; Viridiplantae; Chlorophyta; Ulvophyceae; Bryopsidales; Ostreobiaceae
Source: the annotation of a GenBank genome assembly
GCACAAGGGGCAGGCUCCAGCUCCAACAAGCCUGGCUUCCCCGGCUCUGGCGCCGCGCCGGCGCCCACGAUCUCGGUGACACCUGCACAGGGCAGCCAAGAGGGGGCCUCGGGCAACUGGUGGCAGGGCGGCGGGGCCCCCAAUGGGGGGAUAAACAACCAGUACCAGGGGGCCCCGGGUGGUAGAGGCUAUAGUGGUGGCGCACCUGGGAGGGGCUACAGCAGGGGGGGCAGGAGGGGUGGCGGUCCAUUUCGGGGAGGCGGGCAAGGGGGUCAGAUGGGGGGAGGCGGUGGCGCAGCUGGCGGGGGCCAGGGUGGCCCUGCCUAUGCGGCUCCCCAGCGGGCAGCCGUGCCACCCCCUGUCCCCGUCCCCAAUGAGGAUUUCAAUUUUGAAGAGCAGAAUGCGAAGUUUAAGAAGGAUGACGUUGCCAAGGAGGAAGCAGGGUCGGACGUUCCAAAGGGUACAUAUGCCAAGGACGAGUUCUUUGACACGAUGUCCUGUGAGGCGCUGGAGAAGCUCGGCGGUGCCAACCAGGAUGGCCGGCGGUCGUUUGCGGAGCAGCGAAAGGUGGAUGUGGAAACAUUUGGUGGCAUGGCCAGCAGCAUGAACAGGCGCGGCCGGUGGGGCUCGCGUGGGACGCGAGGGAGAGGUAGAGGCAGAGGACGGGGCUACGGCCGUGGCCGUGGGAGGGGCUACUACAACAACUACCAGACCUACGGGAAAGAGGGUGCCCGUGCAUAG